Messenger RNA from Xyrauchen texanus (razorback sucker), 3999 nucleotides. RefSeq names its product radial spoke head protein 3 homolog. Bases 97 to 1095 code for a protein of 332 amino acids. Lineage: Eukaryota; Metazoa; Chordata; Actinopteri; Cypriniformes; Catostomidae. The record is from RefSeq and is a predicted model, not a curated record. Gene Ontology annotation, cellular component: cilium. The transcript is spliced from 9 exons.
CAGUGACAACAAAUGCAGAAACGAGUCCAACUCUCAACACUAUUUAUUUAUUUCAGCCUCAGUUACACAUCUGAUACCCCCGUUUAAAAGAAGGAAAUGACCUCAACAUUACAGCCACAGAAUGAGUCGCAGAGCGGGGUUUACACGUUUUCCAGCCGUCCGCGUCCGGUUCCCAGCCGCCCCAAAUACAGAAACACCGCUCCACUGCUAAAUGAAGAACAGGGCAGUUACGGAAACAUCAUGUAUGACCGACGAGUUUUCCGAGGAAACACAUAUGCUCAAAAUGUACUACCCAUUACAUCUCAGCCCGAUCCAGUCGAAUUCCUCAGACAACAGGAAGCCAGAAGAAAAGCUAUGUCCAGGAAGAGGGUGAAGGAGCAGUUUGGGCUGAAAACACCAGAACCACUGGAGGGCAGAAAGAACAUGGAUGUGCAGACAGAGACGUAUCUCGAGGAGUUGAGUGAUCAUAUAGAUGACACCAGCGUGGAAUGCCAAACAGACAUGUUCCUGGACAAACCGGCCACUCCCCUCUUCAUUCCAGCCAAAACUGGACGAGAUGCAGCCACACAGAUAGAAGAGGGAGAGCUGUUUGAUUUUGAUGUGGAGGUGCAGCCCGUGCUGCAGGUAUUGGUGGGGAAGACAAUAGAGCAGGCCUUGCUGGAAGUGGAGGAGGAAGAAGAGCUCACCAGCUUGAGGGCCCAGCAGCAAGUGUUCAAGGAGAUCCGCAAUGCUGAGCUGGUGGAGGUGCAGAGGAUGGAGGAGAGGGAACGGCGCCUCUGUUUAGAGAGGGAGAACCGGAUAAAGCAGCAGAUGGCAGUGCUGGAAAAGGAGAAAGAGACAGCAGAGAAAAUCGCUGCGAGAGCAUUUGCUCAGCAGUACUUGUCUGACUUGCUACCCUCAGUCUAUUCCAAUCUGAGGGAUAGUGGCUAUUUCUAUGACCCUGUGAAGAGAGAUGUAGAGACCGGAUUCCUUCCUUGGCUGAUGGAAGAAGUCAGCAGUACUUUAGAACAGAGAUAUGUGGCUAGAACAGUGCUUGACAUGCUCAUUCAAGACGUCACUAACCAACGAUUUGAGGCCUUUCAGCUGAAAGAAUAAACUAUUGCUUCCAAAUGAGAUUUCCCUUUACUAGAGGUCCUAACAGGAGUUGAAAAAUGCACCUGGAAAAGAUUUUAAGUGUGAAAAUUUUUUUUUUCUUCUUCUUAAUUUUCAACACAUUUGUUUUUGAUUUAAGUAGCAUUUAUAAAUAGAAUGGGCAAAUUUAAUUUUCAUACUAUGAGUGAAAUUCAAACUGUCAAUGUUCUGUCUUGAUGUACUUUCUUUGAACUGCAUUUUUAAGGACUGCGCUGUAGAUGGCGCUGCAGAGUCGCUAAAUCAUCACUUGAGAUUAUUCAUUCUCCUGGCCACAUGAUCAAUUUAAUACAUACGUCAUGUAUUGAAAACUUGUGAAAGACCCUCGUGGUUAUUUUGAUUGUGUUAAAACUUCGUUUUGGUGUUUGAUAUUGAUGAAAGUACAACAGCUAAAUGGGUUGCCAUUUGUUGUGUAGCAGAUAUAAGAGCUGCCCACAAAACGAUUCGCCAUUACUAUCUCAAUAAAGUGUUGUGGUUAUUGUCGCGCCAUUAUUCUCGUUGUCGCUUUUAAAUCAGCGUUCGUUUGAAAUGAAGUGAUUGUUACAUUCUCCUGUCGAGCUGACUCGUCUGGGCCGGUGACAUUUCAACUGUUUACAGUUCUGCUACAGCGUUCAUUCACUUCACGUUAUAGACUAUAUACGACUCUAUUUUAACCCUGCUUCUUUAUUGGUCAGCUCUCAGCUCUGACCACGCCCAAGUUUCACUUUGGGCUGAUGCGGUUCUUAGAAUUGGUAACGCAAAUAGAAACGAGUGUUUUGUUGUAAAUAUAACGUAAGGAAAGACCUCUGAGUCACAUAAUCACACUGUACUGACUUAUGCAGACCUCAAUAGACGUAAAUGUUUGCAUGACCUAAUAAUAAGGCUAUUGUUGGUCAUUCAAACAUAUGUGGGUUUUUAUUACAAUUUAACACACUAUACAAGCUUCAGAUACAGAGACCUUUUAUGGGCAAAGUCUGCAUCUAGAGAAUGGACUACAAAUUCUCUCUCUCUCUCUCUCUGAUAAACAUUUGCUUUUAAAUAUUCAGCAGUUUGCAGUAGUACUCUGGUGAUGAAAGGUUUACAUCAUGUUACACAUAGCCUGCCAUAUAGGAUAUUUAUUUGAGCAUGGUUACAGUAAUGACAGUAAUGGUCAAGUUACCUGUCAAUAAUUUCUGAGUUUGAACAUGGGCACACACACACACACACACACACACACACACACACACACACACACACACACACACACACACACACACACACACACACACAAACUCACACACACGUUGGUCUACCUAUCAUUAUGAGGACUUUCCAUAGACAUAAUGAUUUUUAUACUGUACAGACUAUAGAUUCUAUCCUUUGAACCUAACCCUCACAGAAAACUUUCUGCAUUUUUACAUUUUCAAUAAAACGUAAACAAAAAGUUUAAUAUGUUUUUUAAACUAUUUAAAUUAUUGGGACACUACAAAUGUCCUCAUAAACCACAUUUAUAGCAUAAUACACUUAUAAUUACCAGUUUGUAACCUAUAAAAGUGUCCUCUUAAUCCACAUAAACACACACACACACAUGUUGUGUUUCCAUGUUUUAUGGGGACUUUCCAUAGACAUAAUGUUUUUUAUACUGCACAUACUUUAUAUUAUAUCCCCUAACCCUCACAGAAAACUUUCUGCAUUUUUACAUUUUCAAAAAACAUAAUUGAGUAUGAUUUAUAAGCUGUUUUCCUCAUGGGGACCAACAAAAUGUCCUCACAAGGUCAAAAAUGUUGGGUUUUACUAUCCUUAUGGGGACAUUUGGUACCCACAAAGUGAUAAAUACAUGCUCACACACACACACACACACACACACACACACACACACACACACACACACACACACACACACACUUACUUAGCUCUCUACAGGACACACUUCCUAAUUUUUCAAUAUGAAGCCAAUUUUAAUUAUACAGAACCAGAAUAUGACUUGAAUGUUUAGAAUUACUGCAUGUUCCAUCAAUUGUGUCCCCAAAUACAGCUAAAUAAACCCUAAAAAUACAUAUCUCUGUCAGACAAGAGUAUUGACAUUAUUUUUAGAUUUUUUUUAAAAGAAGAAAUAAAACCAUUAAUGGAUCAAAUACUAUAAAUCCGUUAUUGUACAGAUGUUAAAGUGGUAAGGGGGAUUUUAUAGAAUCUGGAUCUUAACAGAAAAGGCUUGAAUGAAGUGAGAGAAACACUAUUUUGUGGCUGUCCUUAAAUGUACAAAACUAUAGAUCACACUUAUAAAAUCCUGUUCAUGUUUCUCAGAAUUGUGGAAAGAAAUGUAGAGGGAAAAGAGGAAAAAACAUCUAUUAUAUAAAGCCUUUUAAGUAAUUGACUUGUAUUCCCAGCUGUCCGGUGAUUCAGUUGCCACAAAUACUGUACAUUGAACCCCAUUGAAUAAAUCUAUCUGAGAGGUGAUGACAGUAAUUCCUCCCACCAAGCUUUUUAUUGGUUCCUCAGUUUUGUUCACACACUUUCACUUUAAUGAAAGAUGAACAGUAUAGCUCCAAACACCUGUACUUUUCUGCCAACGGUCCAUCUGUUUGUUGAAGUCAUUCAGAGAGUUUGCAGGUUUAUUAUUUGGGUCACUGACAAAUAAGGUUGUCUGAGGUGAUAAAAAUGAGAAGUCUUUUAAACUUUACUUUCAAACACAAGUGUCAAGUUCAUAGAAAUGUAAUCUUAGCUUAUAAUUAUGAUUAUGUUUUUGUAAUAUUUUUAUUUUAUUUUUUGGAAAAGCCUAAAUAGGGACCUGAGGAGCAACUUGGCAUGUGCUAUAAUGUCCAUGUUCAAUGCAUCUUUUUCAUUUUUUUUCUUGUUGAAAUCAUGUUUUUGUAUUAUCCUUACACAAUGAAAUAAAUACAAAUAAACAUUAAU